Triticum dicoccoides is the source of this 664-nucleotide messenger RNA. RefSeq lists its product as uncharacterized. Bases 1 to 303 code for a protein of 100 amino acids. NCBI's taxonomy places the organism in Eukaryota, Viridiplantae, Streptophyta, Magnoliopsida, Poales, Poaceae. The transcript is spliced from 5 exons. The record is from RefSeq and is a predicted model, not a curated record.
AUGAGCUUCGGGCCCGCCACAGCGUGUCAUGACUCUACCAUUGAAAAGAUUGGCCUCCGAAGAGGGGAUGUGAUUGACUUGGAUCAUCGUUCUACUGUAGUUGAGCUUGAAGAAUUUCUUCUUGGUCUUGGUUGGGUCUUCUUGGAGAAGAAGCUUGAUUCGCACUCGACCAUAGAUGUCAAGAUACGAGUUCAUGAUAUUCGUGCAAAAACAAGUGUUUGUACUAUUUUACCUAUGGGAUUCAGCGAUGCUGUAGUGCACUCAUACCAUUCAUCAGCCUCAUCCCAGGCCGUGAGACCGUGACGAUGUGAAUUAGGGAUCUCAUCAUGACAAAGAUUAGCUUAGGUCGGUGUAUGGUUCGUGGUUCUAUGCUGGUCUCACUGUAAACUUCAUCUCAGGAUACAGCAGUAGUCAGCACCGGCGACACCUCAGUCUUUGCUAAAAUUAAGGUUUGCUCUAUGCUUUUAGUUUUUUCCCCCUUGCGGGUGACUAUGCUUUUAGGUAUCACUUGCCGCUAACUUGGAUGACUCAUUGUGACGAGUGCUUCAACAAACGUCUUAUAUUAAGUUAUAUAGGGAGUAUCUAGGUUGAGCCAAUCGUUCAGUCUAAACUUUGAGCAGCCUUGAACACAACGCAUGCUCAUGGCCAGAGGUAGAGUAAUAGC